This is a messenger RNA of Prorocentrum cordatum, 5073 nucleotides long. NCBI's taxonomy places the organism in Eukaryota, Dinophyceae, Prorocentrales, Prorocentraceae. The record is from the annotation of a GenBank genome assembly.
AUGGGGCCGCGUCGCUGCGAGGGGUUCGUCAUGGGGGACGGCACCAUCAUGGAGUGCUGCUUCAGCCCGUGGGACGCCGGCAAGCACGCGCAGGCGAAGUACAACGGGCAAUGCCAGUGGUGUUCGCCAGCGCGCAUGCAGACAAUUUGCAAGACGCAGCGGCUGUCGAAGCUGGCGUCUCACAGCCUGGCGAAUCUUCAGAAGCUCGACGCGGGCAUCUACGAUAUCGCCGUGGAGAGGGUGGCCAUGUGCGAGGGCGGAGACGAGCUCAUCUCCCGUGCCAAGGAGAUCGUUGCGAAGAACCAGCAGGCCGCGGCGCCAGCGCAGGAUCCGGUGGAUGACCAGGGCGACGUCGUCAUGGAGCUUCCCGAGGAGGCGCCUGGCGGCGCGCCGGACGCAGCGGAGACGCCGCCGCCGCCUGCUGUGGAGCGCCAAGGACAGCGCUUGUGCGAGGGGUACGUUCUCGGACGCGCCAUGGGGCGCAAGCUCAAAGGCAAAGGGGACUGCGGCGUGUGCGCCUUCUCCAGGGCGGAGCCCGGCGAGCGUGCCCUUGCCGCGGGCGGUCAAUGCGUGUUCUGCACGCCUGCGCGCAUGAAGGAGGCGGCGCAGAAUCCCAUGAAGAAGAAGAAGAACGUCAUGGCCGACCUGAACAAGUUCAAGCAGGCGAGCGCGGCUCUCCAUGCGAAAGCGCUCGGGAGGCUCCGCAGGCACUUGACCUUGCAGGAGUUCAAAAUCUUGAUAACUCCACGUGAUUGCUGCCGCGGUGCGGGAGAGGAAGCGUGCUCGUUCAGCACGGCGAGGCCCGGGCAGCCAGCGCGGGUUGUGAAGAAGGACAAGCACUUGUGCAGCUGGUGCGAUCCGCAAAGGCUGCGGGGCAUGCAGGGUGCGCAUCGCAAUGGCUUGCUGAAGCAGGCGGAGGCGUUCCGCGAGAAGGACCAGGCCGUGUUCACUCGAGCUGAGAGUAUCCUGAAGGAGGUGUUCGGAGACGACUACGUGGCGCAGAUGCGGAAGAAGACAGUUCGCCAGAAUCAGCAGGCGGCCCGCGCUCAGAGAGCCCGGAGGCGCAGCGGGAAGACCGAUUGGCCAGAGAAGCUCAAGAGGCGCGCUCUGCAGAUGCAGAAUCCAGCGGACGACAAGGAGGCGCGGAAGAAGUUCCGGAGACUCACCCUGGAUAACCACAAGAAGGUGGAGAACUCGUUCUUCAAGGACAAGGCCGAGAGGAGAGUCCGCGGGCGCGCCGACGAGAUCCCCAAGGGAGAGGAGUUGGACCCGCCGCUGGAGACAGCGAGCUUCAGCGAUCUCUCCAAGGGGUUGGAGACCUGGGCUCUGCGCGGCUCCUGUGGGAUGUGCAAGGAGUGCAGCGUCCUGCAGCCGCGCCCGAUGCACGAGGUCGACAUGUUCCGGGACGCCAGCGAGGAGAUCUCGAAGAGCGCUUGCCGUCGGUGCAACGCCUCCCGCAAGAUGUUCGUGCCGCUGCCGGAGCAGGUGCCGAAGAAGCUGCGGGGGCUCUCCGACGAGGCCGUCGAGGCGCUGAUGCCCAUUGAGAUGGAUGUCGGCCCCGAGACGCGGUCCACCGACAAGUUCGGGCGGCCGAACGGGUAUCGGAAGAAGAUGCGCCACAGGGCGAAGAGGGCGCUGGAGUACCUGCUGUCAUGCGAGGAGUCCUCGUACAAGUACUUCUACGACAUGCAUGAGAAGUUCCUCCGCAAGAACGGCGAAGAUGCCGCUGAUAGGAAGCGCAAGCGGCCGUAUCACUUCUUGCAGGAGGUCGGGCUGGAGUGCGCGCUGUGGCCACACCUGUACUGGUGCACGGAGAUGACGGAGACUAAUGAGCAGUGGUCGGAUGUGCGUCGCGAAGACAGACGACAGGCGCAGGAGGCGAAGAAGAAGCCAGAGUACGGCUACCGCAGUGACGACUCCGACGAAGACGAGGGCAGCGGCGACCAGGAGAUGAGCGAGCGCACGAGCGUCAAGUGGUCCUUCAUCACGAAAUGUUUAUCACCACUCCUGGUGUUCUGGUCCAAGUUCGAAUUGUUGCAGUUCGUGUACGACUUGAAUCUGUGGGCCACGCUCGGCGGGAAGAAGAACCUGGGUCUGGACAACGUCCCCAUGCGAGUGCUCAUGAAGGGCCAUACCUUCUCACCUCUGUACUGGAAGGAGGUUCACAACGGGCUCGUGGACCUUGUCCGCCAGAUCGGCUUCCCCAAGCUGUUCUUCACCAUUGCGCCGUGGGAGCCAGCGUUCAGGUACCACGACUGGUUGCGGGAUGAGAUGGAGAAGACUCCGAGGACCCGCAUGUAUCUGCCCGUGGGAGAGACGCUGCACAUCACUCACGUGCUCAUGGAGAUUGUCCGUGGCCUCCUCGCGGGGAACAACCAGCAGCGCAUGGAUCGGGAGAGUAGGUCGUGGACGAAGCACCUGUUUUCGGCGAAAGACUCAGAUGGGAAGCAGGUGCGCGUGCAGUCCUUCACGCGCUUGGAGUUCCACGACGGGGGCCGCAAGGAGGGGGCGAAGCGCCACGACGGGUCCGGGCGGCCGCACUUGCACGUGUUGUUCUUCGCAGACGACGAGGCGAUGGCGAACAUGGGGCUUGAGCAUCACCUGUUUGCCACGAAGCCCGAGGACUUCCCAGACCACCUCAAGGGCUACGUGGACGGCUCGCAGAUGGACAGGCACGGCGGCGGAGAGAGCAAGUGGCCGAUCUACCACGGGCCGUCAGGGGUGCACAACAGCGAUGGCAUUCUGGAGCUGAAACACACGGAGAACGACCACGACGCGGGCAUGCGAGCCUUUUGCGCUGACGUCAUGGACGGGCAACCAUGCCACCAGGAUUGGCUGAAGAGCGACGGCGAGGCCAUGCUCCUGCAGUAUGUCUCCAAGUACGUAGCCAAAUUCUCCGACAGCAGCUACGACGAGUGGAUGAGCGACAGCGCCUCCGCGGACAGCGUGGCGCGCCGCGUGUGCUUCGAGUAUCACCCGUACGAGCCGGAGAUGAUUCUGCAGCUGUGCGGCGCCCAGUUCCGGCAGUACGACAUCUCUACGGCCAGCGGCGGGUUCCGCACCGUGUCGGCGCCCUACGCGGGCAUGUCAGUGGUGCCGGAGUGGGUGCAGAAGUACGCCGAGUGCGCGUGGCGCCACGACGGAAUGGCUCUGCUGGAGUGGUUGCGCAAGACCAACGACGACGGGAACAUCGCGGGUUGGCUGGUUCGCAAGCACAAGCAGGAGCUCAUGAGGGCGCUCUACCAAAGGUAUCGGAAGACCAUGGACGACGGGGAGGAGCCGCUGACGCUCGACGCUUACUGGCGCAGCCUCCGCGCCGCGUUCAAGAACGAGCCGAACAGCGAGGAGGCGCCGAUGACAUUCGUGGAGUAUCUCGCCGCGAGGUAUAGGCGGGAGAAGAGCGACGACGAGGUGGAUUUCCCCGAGUUGGAACAGUUCGCGCGGGCGUACCGCAUGCAGGGCGAGAAAGUCGUCAGCGUCGAGACCGUGUACGAGCUGAAUGACCGCUACUACGGCCAGUGGGCUGCCAUGAACGUGCCGUUCCGUUCGCUGGACGAGUUAGUAUUCGAAGACAUAGAACAGCGUGUCCCCGGGAAGUAUCGCUACCUGGCGUCGGCGCUGCGGCUGUGCUCGGACCAAAGUCGCGUCGCCGCAGAGCAUCGCGACCUGUUCACCAACGACGAGCUUCUCGUGGACUACAUGAAGGCGUCCGCGAAGUCGACAAAGUUCAGCGAGAACGUUCUGAGCAUGGUCGUGGGGCAAAGGAAGCUCAUCGAUAUGUAUCUGGCGGGUGUUCUUGACAAGAGCGACGAGAGCGCUGCGGCGGAGGCGGAGGCGGCCGCGGAUGGGAAUCGCAGACGUCCGCGAGACGACGCGGAGGGGGCGGCGGACGUGAGGUUCAACCAGCAGCAGCUCCAGUUCGAGUCCGCGAUCAACGAGAGCGUCGACCGUGCGCUCAGGGCGAACCACUCGGAUGAUUGGGAGGACGCGGACGAGGCGCGCGAGGAGGCAUGGCAGAAGGGGAAACCCAUUAUCUGCCUCGGCAAACCAGGCACGGGGAAGACCACCGUGGUGAAGGCUUGCAUCAGGCGUGCCCAGGACAAUGGCGCCCGAAUGCUCUUCGCGCUCCCGACGGCACAGCUCGCGAGCCGCAUGCGGGGCGCGCUCAACGACAUGCACGGCGUGGAGGUGGCUACGUGUCACGCAGCGUUCAAGCUGAACGAGCCGGUCACGGAGUCCUUGCCGCUGAUGACCAUGUACGACCUGGUCGUCGUGGAUGAGGUGUCGCUCCUGGACUGUCCGCAGUUUGAGCGCAUGGUUAAGUUGUGGAGCGUCGCAGAGAAGGUCCCGGCGCUCGUGUUCCUGGGCGACAAGUAUCAGCUUCCUGGCGUCGGGGAGACGCGCGCGUGGGAGAGCGCCGCCUGGUCACGGCCAGCGCGCUAUCACGUGAAGCUGCACGAUGCGUGGAGAUGCAAGGAGGAGCGCUUUGAAAAGAUCCUCGACGAGAUCCGCACGGCGAAGCCGUCGCAGGAGACAUUGGCGAAGAUCUGUCGGAAGCACAAAGCGUGGAAGAUGGGCGAUCCAACGCCGACGGAUCUGAAGAAGCUCUACGAGGCGCACCCGGAGACGACCGUCGUCACGUGUACCAGGAAGGGAGCGAAUGCGGUGAACGAAGCUGCAGUGAAGGCUCUGUAUGGUCGGAAAUCCCCGCUGGCAGUCCUUCCAGGCGACGUGGAACUGAACCCAGAGACCUACGAGCAUGGGCAGUUCCGCACCGAUCGCCGCCCCCUGCCGAGCGCUGUGCCGGUGUACAAGGGCAUGCAGAUAUACCUCACGAAGAACGUUCGCAAAGAGGAUGAUUUCGUGAAUGGUAUGUUAUGCGUGGUCGAGAACGACCACGAGGCCGAAGACGUCCUGCGCGUGAGGCACUCGGAGGCCAUGAUAGAGGCGCAGCUGUGGUCGAUCUCUGCAAUAGAUUGUAUCACGAUCCGCGGCGUCUCCGGAAGGCGUCGGACAGGCGCAGCUGUGCUCUCGCACUCGCCGGGGAAGCGCAGGGCCGUGGGCGCGUCGUGA